This is a messenger RNA of Rosa chinensis, 837 nucleotides long. RefSeq names its product cold-regulated 413 plasma membrane protein 1. Gene Ontology annotation, cellular component: membrane. The transcript is spliced from 4 exons. The record is from RefSeq and is a predicted model, not a curated record. NCBI's taxonomy places the organism in Eukaryota, Viridiplantae, Streptophyta, Magnoliopsida, Rosales, Rosaceae. Bases 94 to 699 code for a protein of 201 amino acids.
GAAACAGACUCGGGUGUUUCUCGAGUCAUCUUUCGCUUCUCUCUCUCUGUGUUUCGGUCGGAAACAGACGUAGAAAGAAAGUUGGAGAUCCCGAUGGGGAAGGGCUACUUGAGAAUGAAGACUGACUCGGUUUCCGGCGAUUUGAUCAAUGCCGAUUUCAAAGACCUUGCUGCCGCUGCUAAGAAGCUUGCAACUCAUGCCGUCCACCUCGGAAGCUUAGGCUUUGGUACCACUUUUCUUGAAUGGAUCGCUUCUUUUGCUGCAAUUUAUCUGUUGGUCUUGGAUCGGACAAACUGGAAAACAAACAUCCUCACAGGGCUGUUAAUCCCGUACAUAUUCUUUAGCCUUCCGUCACUGAUUUUCUCUAUCUUCAGGGGAGAAAUUGGAAGCUGGAUUGCCUUCGUUGCGGUUAUCUUGCGACUCUUUUUCCCUAAACGAUUCCCAGAAUGGGCUGAAUUGCCGGCUGCGCUGAUUCUUCUAAUGGUUGUGGCUCCGAGUUUAAUUGCAACCACUGUGAGGGAUGACUGGAUCGGCGUUGCAAUAUGUCUCGUCAUUGCAGCUUACUUGCUGCAAGAACACAUCCGGGCAUCGGGUGGAUUCAGAAAAGCUUUCACACAACCCCGUGGCGUAUCAAACACUGUCGGCAUAAUUUGUCUGUUCAUCUACCCUGUUUGGGCGUUGGUCCUUGACAUCCUAUAGUUCCCUGCACCCUGAUAUUCUUUUCGGGGUUGUAGAUUUUGUGAUGUUUUAUAUUUUUACCUUCAAUUUGUUUGGACCCUAAAUUAAAGUUGUUCUAUUCUUUUCAUAUAUGUAUUACCCUCUGAGCAAAACCCGGUG